AUGGCUGAGGAUUUAUUCAUAGGUGACAUAAAUAAUUCAUCUACCAUCAUGCAGAAUUUGUCCAGCUUUGACAGCAGAGAUCCCUUGCCUUUACAGAGUGCAAUUCCACAUUACUCUAGAAGCAUUGAAGUAAUACUGACUAUAAGCAUAUCACUCAUGGUUUCUGUUACUGUGAUUGGAAAUGGACUAGUUAUUUUGGCAUUUUUUCUGGAAAGGAAAAUUAGAACACCAAGAAAUUAUUUCCUGCUUAAUUUGGCUAUCUGUGACUUUUUUGUGGGUGCAUUUUCCAUCCCUCUGUACACUCCCUAUGUUCUCUCUGGAAAGUGGACACUUGGCAAAGAACUUUGUAAAGUUUGGCUAUUAACAGAUUCUCUUCUAUGCUUUGCUUCAGAAUUUAGUAUAGUCCUUAUCAGCUAUGACCGUUUUCUCAGUAUCAUUAAAGCAGUUGAAUACCAGCUACAACAAACAGGAAUUGUACAUGUACUGAUAAAGAUGGCAAUUGUAUGGGUUGUGUCAUUCCUCUUUAACUGUCCACUCUAUGCUUUUGGGGAAUACCUGUUUGGUGCUAAUUUUAUUCCCCAGGAACAAUGUUAUAUUUCAACAUUCACAUGGAGUUUAGAUAUUGCAAUGCAGGUGUGUACAUUUAUUUUGCCAUUUGGUUGUACCACUUAUUUCAGCAUUAAAAUCUACUGGAACCUGAAAAACAGAAGUAGACAAAAAUAUGUGAACUCAAAAAGGGCUUGUGAUUUAGAGUCCAACAAAGAAAAAACAUUCUCAGAUGAUGUUACUAGUGACGCAAAUGAACAUGCCUUAACAUUCAAAGGGUCGUUGGCAUCAUCAUCAUCGUCAUCAUCAUCAACAUCACCUAGAGUAGCAAGCGAUAAUUCAAGUUCUAUUAUUAAUGAAAGUCAAAAUCAUUUAUACAACAAUGUCCAUCUAAUCCAUAGACUAUUUAAUAGCUCUGGAAUCCACUCGACCCAGUACAGGAAGAAUUGUGAAAUAAAAUGUAAUUACACUGGUAACUCUUUAAAGUUGUCAAAAGAUAAAAAAGUAGCAAAAUCACUUGCCGUUAUUGUGUCUGCUUAUGGCAUCUGUUGGGCACCAUACAGAAUUCUGAUGACUUGCCAUACAUUUGAUAAGGCUCAAGUGAUUGACCCUUUCUUGUAUGAAAUUUCUAGUUGGAUGCUGUGGUUUAAUUCCUGUAUUAACCCCCUGCUUUAUCCUUUCUGUCACAGCAGCUUUAAAAGAGCUAUUUUAAAAAUCCUUUGCUUAAAAAGGCACUGA
Molecule: messenger RNA, 1284 nt
Organism: Protopterus annectens (West African lungfish)
Lineage: Eukaryota; Metazoa; Chordata; Ceratodontiformes; Protopteridae
Product: histamine H3 receptor-like
Exons: 3
Coding region: 1-1284 (427 amino acids)
Biological process (GO): adenylate cyclase-activating adrenergic receptor signaling pathway
Cellular component (GO): membrane
Molecular function (GO): G protein-coupled receptor activity
Source: RefSeq, a predicted model, not a curated record